AUGGCCAUCAUGAAAUUCGCUCGGUUCCUGCGUGUAGAUCAGAAGCUAACCUCGCGGCUUGUGCAUGGUCCUGUGGUUUCCGAAUCUCGCGUUGCAUGUUCACCAUGCUGCCAGUCUUGCACGUCCACCGGGCGCGGAGGGUACAUUAGCAUCGUUUGGCAAGACACAUUUGAAAUCUGUAUUGUGUCUCACUCGCAAGUUGAAGAAGCCAUGUCUGCUUUCGCCGUGUCAACUAGGACCAGGGCGCCCACUGAUAUCAAUGACAUCGACCUCGCUCGACCGGUCGCUACUCUCGCAGAGACUAUCUCAAAGGCCAUGUCGGCGCUGUACGCUCUACACGUGGCCAUGGGCCGCUCUUGCGCGGAAACAUCGUCGACCUUUAUGGAAUUCGUCGAAUACAAACAGAGAAUUCGCACUCAUUGGGCGGCGUUGGAAUCUUUCCUCCAGCACUCGCUCGGAUAUGCUCGCGAUUAUCUCGCUCUAUGUCAGUCACUCCAGCACGAAAGCCAGGCGCAAUAUGCGGUGGCAGGGUUCGCGAUAUUGGCCCACGCACAGCAGAUUCGCAGUGAAAUAGCCCGUUUUAAGCCCGCGUACGCUGGGAUGGUGAAAGAAUUCGAAGACAAAGAACCCACGGCUAAAUUCCGCAGAGGAAACGGCAAACAUGGAAAUGGCUCCUCGUUCGACGCAUCGGUUCUACCGUUCAUCCAGACAUCGCAAGCAGCCUUGCAUCCAGAAACCAGUGAUUCAUUCAAGAUCGCCUCCUCGGCCCUCUCCGAUUCACUCAUCGCCAUUACUGACAUCAGCGUCUUUUGGGAUAGGCACGCCGACGACCUCCAAAAACUAUCGCGAUCUGAAGAGAGUCUGAAGAGGGCGACGCGAGAUCGAGGCUACUAUCAAGCAGAGAUCGCUCGAUGGAAGGAGUAUCACACUGCCUUGCACGAUGCGAUUUACUCCAUCACCUCUUCUUCAGAUGCCAUGCGGGUGAGCCCGAUGAUUCAGCCAAGCAAUUGGCGAAGACGACUUGGUCGUUUUAUGUCACCAAAAAGACGAGCCACCGACCCCGCGAUAAGAUCCGGAUUUCUAGUUGCAGAGCUGGGGGUCUCCGGAGCUGAAUACGAUUCCCUCAAAAAUCCGUUUGACGUGUUGAUCCUGUCCCGGACCACUCACACAAUCAAUGUCUGUUUGGAGUCCUUUUCCCAGCGAUUCAGACAGACCACUAUCAUCCACCGUCUGGGAAUCUACAGUCGCCUUUAUCGUCUUGCCCAGCAGUAUACAGACACGCUGUCAAGCGUGGAAGCUCUCUCCGAUGCCGCUAUUGAAUUCUGUGCCGCCAUCCAAGGAACUAUGCAAAGUCGUGCAGCGGCAGAAUCCGCGACAUUCAUGCGCGGCCACGCCGAGAAGUGUAGCCACAUAAUUUCUGAGAUACUGCCGAAAUACCAAACCCUUCUCCGCCAAUUGCAACAAGAGCUCAGCCGGACAUUAUCAAGACAGAGCGCCGACAUUCCGUCUCCGAGUUCGGAUGUUUGGGACCGAGAUCUCGUCGCUGACUCUGUCAGGGCGCUCAAAGAUAGAGAACUUUUGGCCUGCAUCCAUUCGACCUUGGACCGACUCAUUCAUUUAUUAUCGAAGUUCCGAGUGUUUUGGUUCAACGCGGCCGCGGACUCGGACCAGCUCCGUUCCUUCGGUCGUGUAGGGUCCUUGUUGGCGCAGCAAAUUACUCCGGUGUGGCAAAGAGUGGAGGUGCUCCUUCGCGAGUACAGAUCAGAGGCUGGACUUGGGAAGACUUUGGACUUCGCUGGUGGCCCUUCAAGUGACAAGAGUCCGGGACUGUUCAAAUGGAAAAGGAACACUAAGUUCAGCGACACCGAUACUAUUGCCGACCAAGCAUCUGUGCUUUCGCUGGGCUCUGAAGGGGGAGACGACACCCUUACGCAUACCGGGAACCUUUUCCACAAACCAUCAGGGGCUGAAGUCGUUCGCAGGUUGACGAAGUCCAACAACGAGACGUUUGUGUGCCUGAAGGUCUUUUGCGAGAAAUAUAGGGAAAAGAAACAUUUUGGGGUGCAUCACUUGCAUCGUCACGAAAAGAAGAUAUACAAGCACGUUGUCGAGCAAGCAGGGGUAUACGUCGGCACAAUCGACACUAGUCUCGGGAUUGCGCAGAAGGGAAUUGCGAUAAGUCGAGACGUUAAGGCGAUCCUUGAGGAUCCUAAGCUUGAGCUUGCCCUUAUGGUUGAUUUCAUGCUCGUGAAGGCGAAAGAGGUCUUGGAUGAUGUGACCAGCAUCUCGGGGCGAUUCAGGGAGAUAAGAGUAGCUCUCUACGACGAAAUGCAACGCGUUGCACCGGGGUUAGAGCUGCACCAGCCUGAACAGUACUCAUAUACAGACUCGGAAGAGCACGAAUUCGACUUACAAGCAUUGAAGCGAAUGGGCGACGAAGAUCUUCUUCAGCUAACCGUAGCCGUCCUGGAUCGAUUCGCUAUAAUCGUCGGGAAUUUUAUUGACUGGUGGAGCGACCUGCGCACCGACGUUGAAGGCCUAACUCGGGGCAUAGAGUUCAUACGAAAAAAACCGGCGAUCAGCUCCCGAGUCUGGAAGCAAUGGGAUGACGUAGAAAAGCAAUAUAGAGGCUAUAAUUCGGAGAUAAUGGCUCAGCAGGAUUACUAUCAUGAGACGUUGUCGGACCUGGUGGUGCCAGUGUCCUGUGUCCACCGUGCAGUCCACCGCGUGGCUCACGGCGUAGCGCACAGGCUGGGACUAGAGUGA
Pleurotus ostreatus (oyster mushroom) is the source of this 2766-nucleotide messenger RNA. RefSeq lists its product as uncharacterized. The transcript has 12 exons. The record is from RefSeq and is a predicted model, not a curated record. NCBI's taxonomy places the organism in Eukaryota, Fungi, Basidiomycota, Agaricomycetes, Agaricales, Pleurotaceae. Bases 1 to 2766 code for a protein of 921 amino acids.